UAAACAUAUUAAUACCCGAAUAAAGAAAACAGUAAAAUAUUUUAGGAGGAAUAGAAAAGAGAAACGAACAGAUUGUGGGUGUUUCAAUUUCAGGCACAUCCCUGUUUUGAGUUUUCAUCUUCAUCCCUCUCUUUCGAUCUCUCUCUCCAAGUACCUGUAUAAUAUGGGACAAAACGGGAAGAAUAAAAAUCCUGAAGAGGGGACUUCUAAUCCUCAAUCAUCAGAAAAAGUUAAGGAUACUAAUCCUGCUGAAGGAUCUAGUAAACCAGAGCAGAGUAACAAGAAUACUCCACAAUCCCUGAAGGCUAAAUCUAAAAUUGGUAAGAAAAUCAAGGGUGCUAAGUUAAAGACCAUGAUAAAUAAAGGUCCUCAACAGAUUGGGGGAAAGAGAAGGCUCAGAAAGAACAAAAAAGUAGUGGGCAAUAGUGAUGAACUGCCAAAAGAUAAGAGUGCAGAGAAUGGAAGGAAUAACGAGAAGGAAAGUCAACAUAGGAGCAUCAUUAAUGAAAGAAGUCCUACUGAGAAGAGCCAUCGGGCUGAAAAAAAUAAGAUCAUUAAGGUUGACAAGAGUGAACAGAAGCAGAAGAAUAGUGGGUCGGACCAAGGUGCUGGGAGUAGAAUAAACAAAAAUAAUCAUAGUGGUGAAGACAAUACCAGUUCCCGUGAAAAACAGAGAGAAAAAAUUGCUGGUUUCAUCUUUAUGUGCAGUGGGAAAACAAAGCCAGACUGUUUCCACUAUAGCGUCAUGGGUGUUUCAGCUACUAAGAAAGAUAUUGUUUUAAGUAUCAAGCCAGGAACUAAGCUUUUUCUUUACGAUUUUGAUCUGAGGCUGUUGUAUGGGAUUUACAAAGCUUCAUCUUCUGGUGGUAUGAAACUUGAACCCCGAGCAUUUGGUGGUGGCUUUCCUGCUCAGGUGCGGUUUAAUGUUGUUUCUGAUUGUUUUCCACUACCGGAGAACAUUUUCAAGAAGGCGAUCAAGGAAAAUUACAAUGAGAAGCACAAGUUUAAAACAGAGCUUACUGCUCGACAAGUUAGGAAGCUCACUGAACUUUUCCGACCAGUGGAUGUUCGUUCAGGAUUGCAGCCUGCUCGCUCCCCUCCUAAAGCAAUAAUUCAUGAUAGGAAUGCUCGUGGCGAUGUUAGGGGAUCAUGGUCCCAUUUGCAUAGGAAAGGUGAUCCCCUAACAGAACGGCAAGAGGAGGUUUCUCGUGAUUUAUUUCUUACUGAGAAGAGUUACCGAGCUUAUGGUCUCCAUGGAGAUAGAAGGAAUGUGAUACCAGCGUCUGAUGUUAAUCCUACACUGGAUCCUUAUGAGAGGGAUUAUGAAAGAGAUCGAGAUCACCUUCAUCAUGUGGACCCUCUGUACCGUACAAUUGUUCCUUCUCACAGAGAAAGUCUUCACCUAAAUCGUCGUCAUUUGAAUGAGAGUGAACAUCAGACAUAUUUGCGUGGUGGGAUUUCUGAACACGCAGAUGAUCCAUAUAACCCGUAUCACCCAGGUGGUUCACCAAGGGAUCCAUAUUUUCCACCUAGAGAGGAAAUCCCUUCAGGCUCCUAUUUGGCUGGGGGAAGAACCUUGAUUCAAAGUGAUAGCUUGCAAAGGAGAGAGGCUGUUCAGGAUAGGCUUUACUCAACAUAUUCUGCUGCUGAUGCUUUGUCUGAAUACAAUCGGAUGCAGCACUAUCAGGAUAGUUUGGAAGCUACCGCUGUGCCAGUUUCAUCCCGUUACUCUUUUGCUGGUCCUUCAUAUUCACUUCGCUAAAUCAAACAACCUCUUCUGAAAUCUCCCUUUAUAAUAUGUUCGUUAAGAUUACCAUCUAAUAUGGGGACUGACUCAAUUUCAUUAAAAGAACUGUAAGAAUCCUACAUACUUUUUCGGUUAGGCAACACUCUGAAUUGGGAAAGCGUCAUAUUCACUGUGUUUGAGAUUUGAUGUGCAAAGUGCCAUUGAUAAUCAAUGACAAUUUUCCUUGCAGACCCCAGUUGCUUUGCAAAUUUCACUAUUUGUGACUUAUGGCUAAUUGGCAUGUCAUUUGCUGCUUUGGCAGAUAGGGACAUAUGCAAGCAACAUUUCAAUUGAUUUUUUAAAGUCAGGAUGUUAUGGUCUGCAAGCUUAUAAUUUCUUUAGGAUCUGUUUGGACACCCUGUAUGAAUAUGGAUAUUCUGUAUAAUUCAGUGUUUCUGUCCUAAAAAAUGUAUUAUUUUGUAGUGGCAAAGGUCAAAAGGACAAAAUAUUGUUUGGCAAUUUCUCUGAAAGUGUUAUUAUGCUGAAAGUUCUAUUUUCAUAAGGAA
Vigna radiata var. radiata (mung bean) is the source of this 2292-nucleotide messenger RNA. RefSeq lists its product as uncharacterized. The coding region runs from base 164 to 1762 and encodes 532 amino acids. NCBI's taxonomy places the organism in Eukaryota, Viridiplantae, Streptophyta, Magnoliopsida, Fabales, Fabaceae. The transcript has 4 exons. The record is from RefSeq and is a predicted model, not a curated record.